AUGAUAGGGAAUAAAGAAGAUGCAUACGAAUGUUUCAACUUGGCCAACAAGUAUAUGAAAGUGGGGAAUUACAGUCAUGCGAAAAAUUUAUUUCUUAAAUCCAAAAGGAUGUUCCCCGAUAUUGACAUUAGUGAAAAAGUAAAAAUAUGUGAAGAGGAAAUAAAAAAAAGGGAAGAUUUGAAUGGAGAAAACCAAGACGGAUACACAAAUAGUAAUAGAAACAACAGUAAUAAUUACAAUACAACAUAUAGACCCAAUCACAACAAUUUACAUGAACGCCAUCAUAAGGCAAAAGAUGAAUGCAUGGAAAAAAUAUUAAGGACAAAUAAUUAUUAUGAAAUUUUGGGUGUUCCAAAAAAUAGUAAUGAUGAAACCAUUAAAAAUGCAUAUAAAAAGUUAGCAAAGUUAUAUCAUCCAGAUAAAAAUAAAGAAAAAGGAGCUGAGGAAGCUUUUAAAAAAGUUUCGAAAGCUUUUCAACAUUUAAUAAAUAAAGAAAAAAGAUAUGAAUAUGACAAUAAUUCCGGGACGGAUCACUUACCACAUCCAACAUAUAGAACUACACAUUAUUAUUAUAAUGAUGAUGCGUUUACACCUGAAGAUAUUUUUCGUAAUUUUUUUGGUAUCAAUUUUGCCACUUGUAAUAAUAGAUCGUUCAGAACCAAUAUCAACACCAAUAGAGCUUACGCAAAUAGUAACAGUAAUGCUAAUGCCAAUAAUCAGCGGAAUUCCUCCUUCAUUCAAAUUGCUAUAUUUUUAAUAAUGUUUGUUAUAUUCUUCUUAUCAAGUCAUUUUGAACAGCCAAAGGCCGUUUACUCUCUCCAAAAAACAAGUUAUUUUGAUACUAUAAAUUACACAUCGUUAAACAAAAUACGGUUUUACACAAAAAGGACAUUUAAUUAUAAUUAUCCGAAAAAUAGCCAUCCGCGUUUUCAAAUCGAAUAUGAAGUUGAAUACAAAUAUUAUGAGCAUGAAUGUCACAUUUUAACAAAGAAAAUAAAAAAUGAUUACUACAGAGAAAAAAACCAAUACCAACAAAAAAUAAAUUACCACGAAAUUCCAGAAAGCUGCAUGAAGUUGAAAACGCUAGAGGAUCAAUACAACAACUACAUCAUGAAGCUAAAAAGGCGAUAA
Molecule: messenger RNA, 1131 nt
Organism: Plasmodium gonderi
Lineage: Eukaryota; Apicomplexa; Aconoidasida; Haemosporida; Plasmodiidae
Product: DnaJ domain containing protein
Exons: 5
Coding region: 1-1131 (376 amino acids)
Biological process (GO): cellular response to misfolded protein
Cellular component (GO): endoplasmic reticulum membrane
Molecular function (GO): Hsp70 protein binding
Source: RefSeq, a predicted model, not a curated record